Molecule: messenger RNA, 1100 nt
Organism: Musa acuminata AAA Group (dessert banana)
Lineage: Eukaryota; Viridiplantae; Streptophyta; Magnoliopsida; Zingiberales; Musaceae
Product: protein DEHYDRATION-INDUCED 19 homolog 2
Exons: 5
Coding region: 131-844 (237 amino acids)
Source: RefSeq, a predicted model, not a curated record
CCACCGCUUCUUCCCCUUCUCUCUCUCUCUCUCGGGUCGUGGAUCUGUGGGUGGGGCUACGAUUAGGGUGCUCGGGGAAGGAGGACGCGGUUCGUGGACGGAAAAGGAGCUGCGAGGGUGACGAUCGAUCAUGGAAUCCGAUGCGUGGAGCCGAUUGUCACCGGCCGCAUCGAAGCGCCACCAGACCGCGCCCCAUUCGCGAUACGCCGACGCGUCUCGGGAUCUCAGCCUUCGCGGCUGGAGAGAUUUGUAUCUUGGGUUCGAGGAGUUAGAUGGAGGCGAGGAUGACCCGCGCGCGGAGUUCCCUUGCCCGUUCUGUUCUGAGGAUUUCGAUAUCGUCGGGCUUUGCUGCCAUAUCGAUGAUGAGCACCCCGUGGAGGCUAAGAAUGGGGUAUGUCCUGUCUGCGCAGCUAGCGUGGGGCUUGACUUGGUUGGUCAUUUGACAACACAACAUGGGAGCUUUUUCAAGAUGCAGCGUAGGAGAAAAUGCCGCAGAGGAUCAUUUGCACCCCGUACUAUGCUUUCUCUGUUGAGAAAGGACCUGAGAGACGGCAAUCUGCAAGCUCUUCUAGGGGGAUCUUCCUAUGGGGCUCCUCCUCCUCCUACGGCAACACCUGAUCCGUUUAUAUCAUCGCUAAUUUAUACUUUGCCUUUGGAUGAGUCUUUGAAAGAUGCACGACCAGAAUCUUUUGAUGAAGGAACACUUGUCAGCAAGAGUUCAGAUGAAAAAGUGGUUGAUAGGAUUGAACCGUCUCUGUCAGACAAGGAUCAGAAAGAGAGGGCUCAGAGGAGCGAAUUCGUGCAGGGGCUUGUGCUGUCUACUAUCUUUGACGACGCAUUGUAAGCCAUGCUUUUGCCAUCUAGUGGCGGCCGGAAUGCUUGAGGGAAACAGAAGAGAUCAUCAGCGGGUGGCAUUUCUUUCCUAUGGAAGGGUUCCAAAUUAGUACUUAAAUUGUCUUACUAGGGGAGAGCGAAGAGCAUAAAUUGUAUUAUGCAUGUUAACUUAGUACAUGUUUUUAGGAGUGAAUGUUUGAACUAUCAUAUACUAUGGGCAGCAACACCUACUUAUAGUGGGAGACUGCUUUAGCAUUUUUCUGCCA